UAUUUUUAUUUUUUUUACAAAUUGUGCUUUUGUACACAUUAAAAACCGGAGGAAUUAAACCACUCCAAUUCUGGCGAAAACAUCCGUGUACGUGACCAGGACACAAACGUCAGAUCACAACACGGAAAAGAAACGAAAGUGAAACUUUUAACUAAAUAUUCGCUUCCUGAUUUCGACGCGCCUUGGCAGGGUUCAACAAAUGGAACUGACCGCGGUCAUGCGCUGAAGAAUGAAGUGCGCGCCUACAUCGUGUAUUACGAUUGAAGCUAGAAAGAGCAUCUCCAGCUCCAACAUGCAUAUCUGCCAAAUCUGACCAAUCAAUGGAUCGACCCAUUAUGUUCAGCAAUGGAAUGAAGCUAGAAAGAGCAUCUCCAGCUCCAACAUGCGUAUCUGCCAAAUCUGACCAAUCAAUGGAUCGACCAAUUACGUUCAGCAAUGAAAUGAAGCUAGAAAGAGCAUCUCCAGCUCCAACAUGCGUAUCUGCCAAAUCUGACCAAUCAAUGGAUCGACCAAUUACGUUCAGCAAUGAAAUGAAGCUAGAAAGAGCAUCUCCAGCUCCAACAUGCGUAUCUGCCAAAUCUGACCAAUCAAUGGAUCGACCCAUUACGUUGUGUCAUGCAAUGAAGCUAGAAAGAGCAUCUCCAGCUCCAACAUGCGUAUCUGCCAAAUCUGACCAAUCAAUGGAUCGACCCAUUACGUUGCGUCAUGCAAUGAAGCUAGAAAGAGCAUCUCCAGCUCCAACAUGCGUAUCUGCCAAAUCUGACCAAUCAAUGGAUCGACCAAUUACGUUCAGCAAUGAAAUGAAGCUAGAAAGAGCAUCUCCAGCUCCAACAUGCGUAUCUGCCAAAUCUGACCAAUCAAUGGAUCGACCCAUUACGUUGCGUCAUGCAAUGAAGCUAGGAAGAGCAUCUCCAGCUCCAACAUGCGUAUCUGCCAAAUCUGACCAAUCAAUGGAUCGACCCAUUACGUUGUGUCAUGCAAUGAAGCUAGAAAGAGCAUCUCCAGCUCCAACAUGCGUAUCUGCCAAAUCUGACCAAUCAAUGGAUCGACCAAUUACGUUCAGCAAUGAAAUGAAGCUAGAAAGAGCAUCUCCAGCUCCAACAUGCGUAUCUGCCAAAUCUGACCAAUCAAUGGAUCGACCCAUUACGUUGUGUCAUGCUGAGUUGUCAGCUAUUCUGCUGACGAAGGAUCACUUCAGGUGUUCAGUGUGUACAGACGUGCUGACGGAGCCAGUCUCCAUCCCCUGUGGACACAGUUACUGUAAAUCCUGCAUCCAGACCUACUGGACCAAACCAGGCCAUAUAGGAAGCUACUCCUGUCCUCAGUGUAGGAAGAGAUUUAAAACUCGUCCUGUUCUGAAGCCAAACUCAGAGCUGGCUAAAAUGGUAGAGAAGCUGCAGCAGGCUGGGUUCAGUCCUGCUCUUCCUGCUCUCUGCUAUGCUGGACCUGGAGACCUGGCCUGUGAUUUCUGCACUGGGAGGAAGCUCAGAGCGGUGAAGUCCUGUCUGACCUGCCUUGCGUCGUACUGUGAAACCCAUGUGAGGCAGCACUACACAGUAGCAGCCCUGCAGAGACACACGCUGGUGGAGGCGACUGAAGACCUGGAGCAGAGACUCUGCAAACUGCAUCACAGAGCCCUGGAGGUCUUCUGCAAAACUGACCAGACCUUCAUAUGUUUUAUGUGUAUGAUGGAGGAACACAAAGAGCAUGAUACAGUGAUAGCCAACAGUGAAGCUCCUACUGAUGAGCUAAACACAUCAGUAAAUCAACAUCAGAAAAUCAGAAAAUUUAAUUCAUUAGAAGAGAACAAGAUGGAGAAUGUGAUUAAUUAUCUCCUAAAGGAAAACAUAGAGUUGACAACAAAAGUUGAGAACUUGCAGAGAGCUGAUACAGAACUGACUUACCUGGCAAAGAUACUCUGCAGAGGACUUGAAGAAGGCUUAGUAGAAAUGGCUGCUCUUGGACGUCGUUUGAAUCUUGGGAUGUUUUAUGACUGUCGCAGUGAUUCUUUCAGCUCAGAUGCCUUUCUAUGGGAUGAGAGCACUCUGUCCUCUAUGAAACUAUCUCUGUCUCGACCCCACACGGAUGUGCGUAUUUUAGAGAGAGACUCCCUGCAGGAGAGACUCGGAGCUCUGGACCUGACCACUCCUCUAAGGGCCAGUGUUGUAGCUGGAUUGGUGGAGGUGUCUGGAGCUGCUGCCUUUCUGAAUCACCCCACUCAGUCCCAGCUGCAGGACAGAGUCACUCUGUGCUACAGAACCUCCACCAGACUGGACAUGCUCAGUCACACGCUGUUGCACAGUGGAGCUCCUCUCUCGCUGACCAGUCAGAAAACAGCUACACACGUGGUUGUGGCUGUGCUCUAUGGAAUCCAAGCGUUUUUUGUCUUUGAUGACAAAAGGGAAAGCCGGGAGGGAAGUACUGCACUAAAUGAAGUAAUCAGGAGAAAUUUCAUUUCCCAUAGUGCAAUUGAACUACUUUCUGAUCUUGAUGAAAAUCAGCAGACAAAAUGUUUGUUUGAUUGUGCUGUUUAUACUGAUGGAGGCAAUUGCAAAAGUCUUGUGAAUUUUGAUACGGCAAUAAAAAUGUACAGCUCCUUACAAACCUUAGGGCCACAAGGUGAGAAAACAGUCCCUCUGAAAGUCUGGCUCUACCCUCUGAAGAAUGUAGACCAAACAUCUGCUUGUGCAGCUGGAGAAUUAAAUGAUCACAUACUGCUCAAAACAGAGAAUGUUCUGGAGCAUCUGAAGUGUCAUCUUAGCAUUUGUCUUGAUAUGAUGACCAUUUACUCCAGUUUUGGUGUCUUUACAAGGUUUCCAGCCAUCAAAGAAUCUCUUUCUGAGAUUUCUUCUCAUCUGCAGAAAUAUCAGUUAGAGAUUCAGAAAGCACUUGCCUCCUGCAUUAAGACCAAACGAGAGAGAGGACAAAAAGAGGGGAGGGGUUUGGAAGAUCUUCUGAAGAGACAUGGCCAAUCACCUUUCAGUCCAGAGAACAUCCAGCAGUGGUUCCUAAACAAAGAUGCUGAGGUGAGGGCUUUGCAGGCAUGCAGAGAGAAAAACAUCACCACUGUAAAAUCACAGGAGGAGUUGAUGUGCAUCUUACGGGACUCCCAGGACACAGUGUUGUGUUUCACUCUCACCUCAUUGGAGGAUAAAGAUCCAUUUCUCUCAGCUCUGAAGCAGCACAUUGAUUUAGUGAGCACAGUGAACACACAAGAGACACAUCUACCAUUCAGACUUCCUGAUACCAGUCAGAAAAUCCUCUCUGAUCUUCAUUCAUUUAUGUGCACAAAAGAGACAAAUGAAGAUGCAGACCAGACAGAGUUCAUCGCUGCAGUUGUACCUGUGCCACAGCUUCCUGGAUCUUCUAUAUAUCUUUACCAGUGUGGUAAUAUUGUGAACUGCAGUGUGAACCUUGAGAUGAAGCCAGAGCUCCCAGAAAUACUUAAUAUAAAACAAACUAGUGUUACUGUGAGGCUGCAAAGAUCCGAGACCCAAGUGCUUAAUCAUUACAGAAUUGAAUUCAGAACAGUGAGCUGCAGAAACAUUGCUGAUAGGAAAUGGAAAAGUGUAUUUUGUACUGGAGAGAACUGUGUGGUUUGGGGUCUGACGCCAGCGGCUCAGUAUCAGCUGAGAUACACUGUAAUGGACUAUAACAGCUUGAGCAACUAUAGCAGAAUCAAAGAGUUCCAGACGCUUCCUAGAGCCAGACCUGGACCUAUACUUCUCAAACAGACUCAGAAAUCUCUGACUGUUACCUGGAGGAAGGCUGAUGGAGACACCCCUGUGCUCUGCUACAUGGUGGAGUAUAUGGAGGCUGCUCUGGAGGGCUGGCAGUCCAUUCUAACAGAGGGGCCUGGGUGUGAAUGCACCAUAACUGUCCCCUGCAGCACCUGUUACAGAGUCAGAGUCUCCGCUGUCUAUGUAGAGGGAGAUAUGAGCAGACCCAGUGAGGAAGCAGAGGUCCCUGUAGACAAGUGGUGCAUAAAUGUCUCAGAGAGAAAGACCUCCCUCUUCCUAAAAGUGCUGAAACUGCAAACAGUGAAGAAACCAGUGGAGCUGAGCGGCUUUACAGAUGAAGAGAGCGAAGUGAGGAGUUUCCUUCAGUGUCUGCCCUACAUCUCCCAGCUGAGGUUUCAUUAUGAUACAAAAAAGAAACUGUCCACAGUAGAGUUUCUGCUGAAGCUGAAUGUUGCAGCAGCAGAGUGUGAUGCAGCUACAGGAGAGAGUUUCACUAAGCUGCUGACAUCUGUGUGCAGCUACACAACCUUCCCUUUUCGAGAUGAUGUGCGCAUUAAAACUUCACAGUGUGAUUUCCUGCUGGAGCUGUUCUCACAAGUGAAGGACUAUGAGACUCAAACAGGCAGGAGUGUCCUUCCAGCAUUACAGCCAGUUUACCAGUCAGCUCCUGCAGUCUGGAACAUAGACCUCUCAGAGAGAAAGACCUCCCUCUUCCUAGAAGUGCUGAAACUCCAAACAAUGAAGAAACCAGUAGAGCUGAGAGGCUUUACAGAUGAAGAGAGUGAAGUGAAGAGUUUCCUUCAGUGUCUGCCCUACAUCUCCCAGCUGAGGUUUGAGCGUCCUGGUCAUUAUAAUAAAGAAAAGAGAAGAUCUAUAAUGAAGUUUCUGCUGAAGCUGAAUGUUGCAGCAGCAGAGUGUGAUGCAGCUACCGGAGAGAGUUUCACUAAGCUGCUGACAUCUGUGUGCAGCUACACAACCUUCCCUUUAUAUUCUAAGAGUGCUUAUCAGUGUGAUUUCCUGCUGGAUCUGUACUCAGAAGUGAAGACCUAUGAGACUCAAACAGGCAGGAGUGUCCUUCCAGCAUUACAGCCAGUUUACCAGUCAGCUCCUGCAGUCUGGAAAAUAGACCUCUUAGAGAGAAAGACCUCCCUCUUCCUAGAAGUGCUGAAACUCCAAACAGUGAAGAAACCAGUAGAGCUGAGAGGCUGGUCAUAUGAAGAGAGUGAAGUGAGGAGUUUCCUUCAGUGUCUGCCCUACAUCUCCCAGCUGAGUUUCAGUGGUGCUGAGCAGUGUGUCCCGUCUCUGUGUAAAGAGCUCUGGUCCAGAGAGCAGACACAGCAGGUGUCUCCUCUGCUCCAGGCCCUGGGCUUCACCCUCUCUCUGGGAGGAGAGUUACCCACUUCCAGCUGCAGAGCUGUGGGGAGAGUGAUGGGGCUGUCAGCAUCCACACUCAACCUCACUCUAAACCCACGAGCCUUCUCUCUCAGAGGAGCCCGGCUUCUCUUCACACACAUCACACACCUGCACACACUCAGGCUGAGUGGUGGUGUGGUGGUGAGAAUGGUACGAGCUCUGGGGGCAGUGAGAUCUCCUGCUCCAGUGACUGUUGAGGAGCUUUCACUCAUCCUGAGCAGCACACAGCAGACAGAGGGGGCGCUGUCCAGGGUCCUGAGCAGCUUGGCUUCUCUCCUGAGACUCUGGCAUGUCCAGUGCCUGAACCUGACUGAGUACAAGAUGGAGGCCCAGUCUCUCACUGUCCUACUGUGUCACCAGGGCCCUCUGACCAUCAGGUUGAGUAAAGAGACUCUCCAGCAUCUGGUUGUAGUGGUGUAUGAAGCUCAGGAGGAGGAGCUUACUCUCUGCUUCCUGCAGAAAGUGGGCGGAGAACUGACUUCCUGCACUCUGAACUGGGAAGUGAUUCACUAUUUCCUGCAGUAUCAAACUGUUACUGUGGACUUUAGGAAGAGCAGCAUUAAGCAGCAAAACCCCAGAGACCUUCUGCCUGUACUGGCCAGACUUCAGAUCAGAAGACUGAGCUCCAGCUUUGUACUGUCCAUCAUCAGAGAGAUCUAUCAGACUGGCUCUGCUCAUUGUGUGUCCAGCUUGUUGAGUUCAGCAAAGAACUGCAUCAACCUGAACAGCAGAGAGCUGGACUCUGUCCACUGUGCUGCCCUGCGCUUCACCCUCCAGCACUGCACAGCAGUCUCUCUCAGCCUGCUGUUCACCUCCAUACCAGAGGGGGAGCUAGGGAGCAUUUUACCUCUGUUCAAACACGUCUCCAGGCUCAGUGUUGACAGGCUGCUGUUGCUGAGGCUGCUCCACUGCUGCAGUGUCUCUGAACUCCAGCAGGGGGCAGCAGCAGCAGAUCUGCUCUCUGCUCUGCAGCACAGACUGGACUUCUCCUGCAGCUCUGCUAUGGACCUGACAGCAGACACACAGACACACACACUGACUCUGAGCACUGAGGACUGCAGAGUCGUCUCCAUGGUCAUCCAGAGAGCUCACACGCACACACAGCUCACUCUACACGACUGUGAGAUAGAGGAGGCUGGAGUGGAGCAACUCUUCCCUAUUUUACAUACAGUCACGUUGCACUGCAGUAAAGCCACGCUGCUCCAGUUUCUGUCACUUGUCCGUGUGGGGACUGAGUUGGAGUGUGUGAGACGCGCUGUGGCUCUCUCCCGGGCCCUGGGUGAGAUGGUGGACCUCAGUCAGACCCGGCUGGACCAGCAGACCUGUAGGUCACUGGCGCUGUUUCUGGAACAUUCUGAAGGGCUGUCAGAACUGGACCUCAGCCACUGUCAGCUCACUGACCACUGCCUGCAGAUGCUGCUCCCACACCAGCACAAAGCCCACGUCCUGGACCUCAGUCACAAUGACAUCACUGACGUGUCAGCAAAGAGGAUCUAUGAUACUGUCUCCACCAACAACAAUAUUCACACUGUGAGACUCUUCAACAACAGAAUUACAGACAGACAGCUCUUCAUCUCGGACAAGCGCUUUGAAAUCUGGUGAUGUUAAUGUACUUUUAAUAGGUUGUCAUGAGUGUGUAAAAUAUAGUUUUUUUGUUAAUGGAAAAAUAUAUCAUGAAGUUGACCGCAAAUAGUUUCAGGUAUAUCAGUACUGUAAGUCCCUAUGAACAGUUCAAGUUCAAGUUCAAGUAAGUCCCUAUGAACAGGGCUCAGUUCCUAGUCAGGGAACAUUCUACUCUGGGAUAAAUGAAGUGUAUUCUUCUGUGUUCUUAAGUCAUAUACAGUAUUUACUGAUCAUAGAGCUGAAACCAGAACUCAUCACUUAAAUUUCCAUUUAUGGCAUUUAGCUGAUGCUUUUAUCCAAAGCAACUUACAAUUAUGACAGAAUACAACUUGAUCAAUUACCAGAAAUGUUCUUACCAGAAAUAAUGAGUAAAUGUAUGUGGUCUGUGAUCCUCUACUGUUUCCAGUAUGAAUCAGGCCUCCUGAUAAUGAUGAAAUUGUCUCAUUAUCAACAUUCACUUCUCAGUGCCACGUAACACCCAUCCCUACUGUCAUUAUGGAAUAUUAAUUUAUCUGUAUGUUUACUGCUGGAACAUCCCUCUUGUUAGAAUUUCCUACACUGUGACUCCCUUUUCUGUAAACAGUCUAUCCUUAUAGACUUGUAGUGAUAAACUGUAUCGUUUUUGAUACUGCCUAUUCUAUCAUGUCUGAAUAUGUCGCACUUGCUAUAUAAUUUACAUAUUUCCACUAACUCAUCUGCUUUGCCAUCUGUAUAUACUCAUGUUUUUCUGAAUAAAGCAUCUGUGCAAAUCCAAAA
Messenger RNA from Electrophorus electricus (electric eel), 7532 nucleotides. The record is from RefSeq and is a predicted model, not a curated record. NCBI's taxonomy places the organism in Eukaryota, Metazoa, Chordata, Actinopteri, Gymnotiformes, Gymnotidae.